CAAAAAGGCCCAGCUUCACGAUGUAAGUUCCCAUCGUCAAUAAAUGCUCUCACUUUUUCGCUUAUCACAAAGAGCGCGCGCCAUAUGCUGGAUGCAAUGUGUAAGCUUUUCUCGAAUCCUCAUCUUUUCUUAUUUCUCACUUUUCCACGUAUGAGCAAAAGGACGCCGUUCCUCCUGUUGACUCUGUAGUAGCACCGCGUUACAGGUCUCCGAGCCCAGAGUCAUCUUCAAAUUCAGAGAGCUCUAGAAACUUUCGUCCUGAAGGAAGUCGGUCCGUUAAGGCUCAGGAAGAUGUGGUUGCAGAGAGGAGGCCUGUUCUAGGAAAGAGCCAUUGGGCGAAUCUCGCUUCUGCCCAUGCACACCAGCGAUCUCUAUCCACUACGAAGCCGCCAAGCGAUCUUUCUUCAGCUACCGCAUCUGCGGCGACCCCGAACGCAGGAUACGAGUCGGGGGAUGAUCUUUCGGUCGACUCGACGGCCUUAAUGACCAGACAACGACGACAGCAGCGGCGACGUUCUUCUGUGCAACAUUCGAUGGGCAGGGAGCGACGCCGUUCUUCAGUCCAGCAUUCGAUGGAGAGGGAGCGACGGCAUUCUUUGAGUACACAGCAUGCCCUGCAGAAGCGAAGCCAGUCGGCGUCUCAAUCCAGGAUGCCGCUUCAGCACCAACAACAGUUACAGCAGCAACAACGGCAGCACAGUCUAGUCCCGGAAGAUUUUUCGGUGCAUUUCACAGCGCUGAGUCUUGUGUUGCGGACGUGGUUCUGUCUGUCGAUUUGUAACCCGGUGAUGGUCCGACCGUUGGUCCUGUAUCCAGUUUUAGUGUUGACGGUGGUAUGGGAUCGGUAUGUGCUCACGUUAAUCGUGGAUAGGUUCAGAUUCAAGUCUAGAGCCGCAUCGUUAUCGCGCAGUAGCUCGGCAGUGGCGACGGUAGCAGGACGAGUUGGACGAAGAGGAGCAGGAAGACGAAGAGAUGGUGAGAGCAGGGACGAACAUAGUCAGGAGGACAGUGGCGAUCAAGGCUCAGGAACGGACUUGAACUCGGAUGAUCGUGGUGUUGAGGAGAACAACAAUGACGGUCAGACCAGCGGUGUGCUCGCUAAAGCACGACGAUCGCACGAGUCGCCCGAGCAUCGAGACUAUGGUAAUCGACUUCAUGAGCAAAGCGGUGGUCAGGCUGUUCCCAUUUGGCAGGCCCUGGCGAGCGGAGUUGCUCUGCAGUUGGUGUGGAUCGGAGUCAUCUGGCUUUUUAGUCGCGAUGGUCUUUGCGUCGCGUAAACCGAGGGCUAGAAGUAGAACACUUUUUUUUUUCGGAACAAAUGAAAAACUCUAUCUUGAGC
This is a messenger RNA of Gamsiella multidivaricata, 1339 nucleotides long. RefSeq lists its product as uncharacterized. The transcript has a single exon. Lineage: Eukaryota; Fungi; Mortierellomycota; Mortierellomycetes; Mortierellales; Mortierellaceae. The record is from RefSeq and is a predicted model, not a curated record. The coding region runs from base 483 to 1277 and encodes 264 amino acids.